GUCACUGCACACUUCCCCCUCUUCCAACAGACAUUUUUGCCAUUCCAGUUGACGGGAAACGGCCUAGUGACUGACCUCAAUUUAUUCUUUAAAAAAAGGAUUUUUUCUUUCUGUAUUGACCAGAUAUCGGAAUCAAGAUGUUUUACACGUGUGGACCAAAUGAAGCCAUGGUGGUGUCUGGCUUUGGCCGUUCUCCUCCUCUAAUGAUUGCUGGAGGAAGAGUGUUUGUCCUCCCAUGUAUUCAGAAGAUCCAGAGAAUUGCCCUCAACACCCUGACUCUAAAUGUGAAGAGUGACAGAGUCUAUACCCGUCAUGGGGUCCCUAUCUCUGUCACUGGCAUUGCACAGGUGAAGAUCCAGGGCCAGAACAAAGAGAUGUUGGCCACUGCCUGCCAAAUGUUUAUGGGCAAGUCUGAGGCUGAGAUUUCCACGAUUGCUCUAGAAACAUUGGAGGGACACCAGAGAGCCAUCAUUGCCCAUUUGACUGUGGAGGAGAUCUAUCAGGACCGUAAGAAGUUCUCUGAGCAGGUCUUUAGAGUGGCCUCCUCUGACCUGGUCAACAUGGGAAUUGGUGUCGUCAGCUACACGCUCAAAGAUGUUCAUGAUGAUCAGGACUACCUUCACUCUCUGGGUAAAGCCAGAACAGCCCAGGUGCAGAAGGAUGCCAGGAUUGGGGAGGCUCAGUACAAACGGGAUUCUGUCAUGAGGGAGGCUCACGCCAUGCAGGAGAAGGUAUCAGCUCAGUACAAGAAUGAGAUUGAGAUGGCAAAAGCCCAGAGGGACUACGAGCUGAAAAAAGCCGUCUAUGAUGUUGAGGUCAACACAAAGAAGGCUGAGUCAGAAAUGGCCUAUCAGCUUCAGGUGGCCAAGACCAAGCAGCGCAUUGAGGAGGAGAAGAUGCAGAUUCAGGUGGUGGAGCGUACCCAGCAGAUUACACUGCAGGAGCAGGAGAUCAUCCGUAAGGAGAAGGAGCUGGAGGCCAAAGUUAAGAAGCCGGCAGAAGCCGAGAAAUACCGAAUGGAGAGACUGGCUGAGGCGCAUCGCCUGCAGCUCAUCAUGGAGGCUGAGGCUGAGGCCGAGAGCAUCAAAAUGAAGGGCGAGGCCGAGGCCUUUGCCGUGGAGGCUAAGGGCCGCGCUGAGGCGGAGCAGAUGUCCAAGAAAGCAGAAGCCUUCCAGCAGUACAAAGAUGGCGCCAUGGUGGACAUGCUGCUGGAGAAACUGCCACUGAUUGCAGAGGCGAUCAGCCAGCCACUGUCUGAGGCUAAGAAGAUCACGAUGGUGUCCAGUGGGGGCUCAGAGGUGGGAGCAGCCAAACUUACUGGGGAGGUGCUAGAUAUCAUGACCAGGCUGCCUGCCGCUGUGGAGAAACUCACCGGAGUCCGCAUCUCUCAGGUUGUAGGAACGGCCGGCCUUGUGCACUAAGAAGUGACCAAGAGUAGAAGUAAUCGGGAGGUGUCACCGAUAUUCAGACGAGGAGCUUCACGCUUCCUCCUUGUGCCUAUAACCACUGCAGACCGUAGUCUUGUAUGAUCGUCUCUGUGCAUGCAUAUUCCACUUGUUUGUCUCUUUCCAGUUCCUCCUCCAUCUAAACGGGAUUUCUCGUGGUUUCUUAUCGUGUCCCUGAGCUGUGGUGCUUUCGGCUUUAGUUGACAGCCAAAGUAGCUGCAAGGGAUAUAAUAAUGAAGCUAUUUGUUUUUACCAGGACACAAAACAAUCAAAGUAGGACUUCCCUGUCUUUGCUGUUUUAUACUUGACCUGAAAGAAUGCAAUUUAUUUUCAAAUCUAAACCAACCAGCCUAAUUUUCUCUGCAUAGGGACUUUAUUAACUAAUUCUUUAUUUUUUUAAACUUUUAAUGUAGAAAAUGUCAGCUGUAGGUUUUUUUUGGUGCCUUUUUAGUUAAUUAAAUGGCGAACUGUUGCCUAGCUUCACGUCUACUUGCUUUGUCCACUCGUCCACUGUGAAGAGUCAAAGGUUGGUAUUGAUGGUUUAACUCCACGUCUUUUUUUUGUAGUAACCGACUAAGUUAAUGGGCCCAAAACCAUAUCGGUGGAUAUAUUUGAUUUGAUGUUUCAGAAUGCAGGGGAAGGAAGUGGUUGAUGGGAACGAGCUACAGGGGGUUCCCAAUGAAAGAAAUGAAAGUUUGUUGUGGUGGAAGAAAAAAAGAAGUCUGUGGACUUUGCUGCAGCGUCUGCAGGAGUCUGACGAGUAAAGGCGGUCCCUGCAUGCUGCUUUUAUGUGCUUGCUGUCUGGAGUUCAAACUGACAUGUGGAAGAUAGUAUUGCUUUUGUGAUUCUUUUAUAUAGUGUUUAUGAUGUGAUGGAGUAUUAUAGAUUUUGACACAUUUUAGCUCUUGAGAAAUAGUUCAGCAUCUCUGAUCAGGAGAUCUUUUUUUUCAGACUAACAGCUUUGCAGCUGCCAAGCCAUAUGCAUUUUGUUAUCGCCAAGUGCCUGGUCAAACCACAACUGUCAAGACGAGUUUACUUCCUCAAUUAAGCCGAUUCCACUUUUUCUGUCAGGGAACUGUUCCUCGUAUCCAACUGAUCCCAAGCCAUCGGGCGUCACUAGUGACAGCCGUAGAUAAAAGCCAAAUCAGUCUCUACUUUUGUUUCUCCUUGUGACUAAUCUCUUACUAUCCUUAAAAUGUAUUGUUGCAUGUCUGUACUUUAAGUUGACAAAUGAUAUAGCUUUAAGAGUAGUGUACAAUGUUUAUCUAUAGUGAAAUGUUCCAACAAUAAAGUGAUGGCUUAAUCACUAA
This is a messenger RNA of Cyclopterus lumpus (lumpfish), 2755 nucleotides long. It is a transcript of the gene flot1b, whose product is annotated as flotillin 1b. The transcript has 13 exons. NCBI's taxonomy places the organism in Eukaryota, Metazoa, Chordata, Actinopteri, Perciformes, Cyclopteridae. Gene Ontology annotation, cellular component: plasma membrane. Bases 138 to 1421 code for a protein of 427 amino acids. Gene Ontology annotation, biological process: protein localization to plasma membrane; protein kinase C signaling; positive regulation of cell junction assembly. The record is from RefSeq and is a predicted model, not a curated record.